Hevea brasiliensis (rubber tree) is the source of this 2150-nucleotide messenger RNA. RefSeq names its product AT-hook motif nuclear-localized protein 27. The transcript has a single exon. Gene Ontology annotation, molecular function: minor groove of adenine-thymine-rich DNA binding; DNA-binding transcription factor activity. NCBI's taxonomy places the organism in Eukaryota, Viridiplantae, Streptophyta, Magnoliopsida, Malpighiales, Euphorbiaceae. Gene Ontology annotation, biological process: vegetative to reproductive phase transition of meristem. Gene Ontology annotation, cellular component: nucleus. The record is from RefSeq and is a predicted model, not a curated record. Bases 926 to 1792 code for a protein of 288 amino acids.
AUAUUAUUGGAAUUUUAAGAGGGGGGAAGAAAGAAUAAUAUUGUAGGAUGAGGCAAGAGUCAAGAGGCAAUGGCAAAUGAGGUCAAAAGAGCGAAGGCCCUUGUUUUCAAGGAAAUUGCUUGGAUUCUGCUUUUACCGCACGCUUUUCCACCAUUUUCCCCUCGAAAACUCUCUUAUUAUCAUGUCUUUCUCUUCCCUGAUCAAUCUUCUUUCUCGCUAUCCAAACUCCUUCAUUCUUGUUAACCUAAACAAUUUUCAAUAUUCCUUUCUGCUUCUCUUUUCUUUUCUUUUUUCUCUUCACACCUCAACUAUCGCACAGUUUUCACUGAUAAGUCUCUCUUCUCUCUUCAUCUUCAAGUAAUUGUAAAUAUAUAUGUAUAGUCUUUUUUGGUUGCUUUAAGUGCAUAUCUAUAUCAUCAAUCUGAUCUGUUAUUUUCUUCCCUUUGAAAGAUCUGAUAUUCCUGUUUUGGGAUGCAAACCAAUUUCCUCUUUCACAAAAACUGCUAAACAUGACCAGAAUUAUAAGCUUUGGCUUUAAUAUAUAACUCUUUCGAGGGUUUUACUACAUCGGAAAGCGGUUGUUGAUGAAUUAUAGCUUUGUCAGCUAUAUUUCGGGACUUGUGAUUUUGUGGGUAUGAAGUCAGAGAGAAUUCAAGUUAAAGUGUCCGAGGAUUAGUAACUGAUCUCUAGCUCCUGGAUCCUCUCUUUGAUCACUUGGGAUUACAAAAGAACAAUUCUCCAACUUCAUUUCUUGAAAGCUAAACCAGUGUGAGCUAAUUAGAAGGAAUUAUUGAAUUCUUCGGUGGAUCUUGUUGGUCUCUCUCUCGCUGGACAGAAAAGCUUAAUUUCUUGUGAGAAUCAGAUCGGGUGAGAAGCGAAGAAGAGAAAGCUGGCAAAUAAGUGGUGGGAGAGAGUAGAUGUGGCGAUGGCGGGGUAUGAGCCAGCAGCAACAGGUGCAGGUUCUCGCUAUGUUCAUCAGCUCCUCAGACCUGAGCUACUUCUCCAAAGACUUUCGAUUCCAGCCCAAACAUCCCCGGAUUCUAAAGAAAAUACCUCACCUCAAGCCGAAGACCACAAGCCAGAUGAUACCGACGUCGCCCCCACCAGCUCUGGAAGCAAUCGCCGCCCUCGAGGCCGCCCUCCUGGCUCCAAGAACAAACCCAAGCCCCCGAUUAUCGUAACGCGUGACAGCCCUAAUGCCCUUCGAUCCCAUGUGCUAGAGGUUUCCGCCGGCAGUGACAUCAUGGAGAGCGUAUCCAAUUACGCGAGGAAAAGAGGAAGAGGAGUCUGUGUACUUAGCGGCAACGGGACAGUUGUUAAUGUUACAUUGAAGCAACCAGGGUCUCCUGCGGCUAGUGUAGUGACUUUGCACGGUCGGUUCGAGAUUCUUUCGCUCUCUGGAACGGUGCUUCCUCCACCAGCGCCUCCUGGGGCAGGGGGAUUGUCGAUAUUCUUGUCUGGUGGACAGGGACAGGUUGUUGGAGGAAGCGUGGUAGGACCUUUGUUGGCUUCUGGGCCGGUGGUUUUGAUGGCUGCAUCAUUUGCAAACGCUGUGUUUGAGCGAUUGCCCUUGGAGGAGGAGGAAGGAAACGUUCAAGGUCAGUCCACGGCGUCACAGUCUUCAGGUGUGACAGGAGGUGGUGGGUCUGGGCAGCUGGGAGAUGGUGGAGGACGAGGCAGCGGUAGUGGCAGCGGCAGCGGUAGUGGUUUUUUUAACACGGGAGGGAAUGUGUAUCCAUUUUCCGGUGAUUUGUUUGGAUGGGAUGGGAGUGGUGCAAGGCCAUCAUUUUAAGAGGACAACUUAAUUUUCCAGGGAGCAAAAAUCAAAUAGAAAAGCAUAAUCAGAUUUUGGGAUAUGCAAAGCUAAGCUCCAUCAUUUUGUAUGAUAAACAGAUAUGUAUGGCUGUGAUGGAGAUGUUUCUUCCCAUUAAUUCAUUGAUUGAGAGAAAAUUAAAGAAGGGGCUCUGAAAACUUAAGAGGAUGUUCAUGGAGGCUGCUUUUGGUACUUGUUUUUGCAGCUGGUAACGGUAGGUAGCUAUGGAUUUGCAGACUUGUCUGUGAAGGUUAGUAAGUUCAAUUUCAUGUAUGAAACAAUUAUAUAUAUGGUUUCCCUUUUUCUUUUCCUUCCUAAUAUAUUUUGGUAGUUGUAA